Messenger RNA from Dunckerocampus dactyliophorus (ringed pipefish), 1559 nucleotides. It is a transcript of the gene fuz, whose product is annotated as fuzzy planar cell polarity protein. The transcript has a single exon. The record is from RefSeq and is a predicted model, not a curated record. Gene Ontology annotation, biological process: non-motile cilium assembly; vesicle-mediated transport. NCBI's taxonomy places the organism in Eukaryota, Metazoa, Chordata, Actinopteri, Syngnathiformes, Syngnathidae. The coding region runs from base 252 to 1559 and encodes 435 amino acids.
CCCAGCAUGUACAUUCCCCUAGAUGAAAGCUGCCCUUGUGUGUCACAAUUACCGGUCAACAUUUGCUGCAUGAUAGCCUGUCUUAGGUAGCGUUCUUAUGUUGUUGAUAAUUUGGUGCUAGCUGCUGAUGCUAACAGCUGAUCCGGGUACCCGCCCGCGCUUAUUUAGGCAAUGAGUUACGAGGUAGCAUUGCUAACUUCGACUUAUAAUCACUUCCAUUAACAUCUCAUUUGACUACUUUUCAACCAAGCAUGAUGGUCCAGGAGGGGCCCAUACAGCUUGUGUGCCUCACAGCCAGCAGUGGGGUUCCCCUUUUUACAAGAGGGGCCUCCAGGCAGCUCCCCUUCUCCAUCAUUGGCUCCCUGAAUGGUGUCCACAUGUUUGGAAGUGGACAGGGCGUGGUGUUGUCCAGCUGUGAGACUGAAGAAGGUGGCAAAGUGGUGUGGCGAAUCUUCCAGGACAGUGUGAUGCUCAUUGCUGUGAGCGGGGGUCAUCAAGCGGGCAGCAGUAAAGGGGAGCGUGUGCAUCUCCAGCGCCUCCUGGAGAACGUGUGGAGCUCCAUGGUGAUGGUGCUCGGGCAGGAUGAGUUGGCCAACGUGAGGAAUGUUGAGCGGCUCAAGAAGGACCUGCGUUCCUGUUUUGGCCUCAUCGAUUUGCUGCUGGAGGACCAGCAAGAGGGCAUCCUGGGCCAGCUGACGCACUGCGCCGACUGCCUGCUGCCUCCGCAGCCGGCUGUCCUCCAGGAGGCCGUGCAGGGCUUUGCCAAAGCUGCAGACAGCGAGUUCGGCUGCCUCCUCGUCCAUGGCCGGAUCGUGGCCGCCACAGAGAUGUGGUGGCGCCUAGCCCCGCAGGAAAUAGUGCUCCUCUCAGCGUUGAUGCUAUCACUCUCUGACUCCGCUUCGGCCUCCUGUGACUACCCCGUGUUUCUUCCUCAAGGCAGCCCCACUGUGGCUCACCGCCUGCUCUGUUUCCGGCUCCUGCCUGGGGCUGAUGUGUGUGUGCUGUGCGGGCCUACGCCCUCCCUACACGGAGCUGAGAGUGGCCUGGUGGGUCGCUUCUGGUCACCACUAGUGGACAUCGUGAGAGACUGCCUUGCCAUCCGGGAGCGCUCACUCCCAGCAUCCGUAUCCUUACGCCCUGAUGUCCUCGCCUUUCUCCUCAUCAACCGGGAGAACCACCGCUCCAUCUGCAGCGUGCUGCCCCCCCUGUGUGCUCACCCGCAAGGUGACCCCGCUUUACCCUCCAAGGCUCGCUGCUGGGAACUCCUGAAGCUCUUCUACAUUUUUUGCAUGACGCGCUACUUCAAGCAAGAGGAGGUAAGUCCCCCCACAGAGGAGAAGGAGGAGGGAUCCCACCAGGGGAACACAGAGGACUUUGUACAUGGACUGUCCCACCAGCCACUGCAGUGCUAUUUGGUCACAGAUGAGUGUAAAAGCUUUGGACUUCAGACGUCACAACAUCAGCUUUUUCUGCUCCUUCCCCCGGUGGUGCCGACUUUUGCUCUGCACACCGUCGCCACACAGACUCUCUCCACCAUAACAACAGCUACUGCAUUCUAA